AUGUCGCGCAAUCGCGGGUGGCGCGGAAGACGGGAUUAUAACGAAAACCAAGAUGACCGCUACUACCGUGACAGAUAUGGUGGUUCCAGCUACACGACCUAUCAUAGCAGCUCGUAUGAGCAGCCGUACGGAUACGACUACCACUCGAAUGGAUAUGCAGAUGCUCAACCAAGUCAGGGAUAUAACUACUGGCGCGAUGGUGACCAGUAUCACCCCCAAAACCAACACCAGCCCCCCGUCAACUACACUCGCAGUCAUGAACAUGCUAAUGGCUACCAUCACGACGAGGGUUCUUAUAGAAGACGGCAGAGCCGACGAAGCGGCAGUCCGCAGAGAAAUUACCAUUCACGUGCUCAAAGAACUGAUUCGCCAACCCCAUAUAUUGCUUCGCCUUUGUUUCGUCGAAGAACACCUGACACGGAUUCCCUUCCUGCGUAUAUGAAAUCUCCACCACCAGCACCUCCCCCUCCACCUGCGGAACCAGAACCAGCGUAUAUGGCACUCUCACUUGAGCCAUCACACACCGUUGACGACCCUCGCGCCUCCCGAAAGCUUCUCAUACUAGAUUUAAAUGGCACUCUACUCAUUCGAUCGCAACAUUCACGCGCUCGAGCGAAAGAUGCGUACGGCAGCAAUCACACUCGUUCAGCACCGCGCCUUCGCGCGGUGCAGCCGCGUCCUUACAUACCCGCUUUUCGUGCAUAUCUGUUUGCACCUGAGACUCGAAAAUGGCUGGACACCAUGGUCUGGUCUUCCGCACAGCCACACAGUGUAGCGGACAUGGUCGACAGGAUUUUCGGUGAUGUUCAAAGCAAGCUCGUCGCAAUCUGGGACCGCGGGAGUUUGGGACUUACUAAGGAGGACUAUCAUCGAAAAGCGCUGACGACCAAGGAUCUUACAAAGCCCUGGACAUUGCUUCCAUUAGGCACCAACCCAGCAGAGAUCACGGCACCAUCAGAAGCAGAUUGUGCCGCUGAGCAAGCUGGGCUGGCUCCUUCGAUUGCACACUCUGCCAUGACCACCCUCCUCCUUGACGACUCUCCUCACAAGGCUCGUCUCCAGCCAUACAAUCACGUUUGUAUACCUGAGUAUACUUCCUCAUUCAGGGAAAAAGACCUCCGGCAGUUUCAGUACGAGAAAUCGACUCAAGUGCAUAAACCUCGGAAGCGGAAAAGGAAGACAAACGAAUCUAUCACGGACCAAACCGAGUCGGCGGAGAUACUAUUACCCUCCUCAGACUCUGAUCCGACUGUAAUCGGUGCUACCUCCGCUCAUGUAGAGGAGUCUUCUAUCCCUAUUCCACCUGCAGAAAGGGCACACAUAUCUUCUCGACCAUCUGCUGAGCCCUAUGACCCUACCAUUCUUGCAGUUAUCGGUAUCCUGGACGAGAUUAAGAAGCAGAGCAGUGUUGCUGGGUGGAUACAAAGCGGCGGUCUUUGGGAUAUUGUUCCAGCUCCUGAGGCCGAAAGAGAAUCUAUUGUUGCUCCAUCAGCCACGGAUGCAAGCAUUAUCGAGGAUCUGCAACUGACCGCGGACUCUCGGGAAGCGCAACCGCUCGCAGUGAAAGAGCUUCGGGCAUCACAAAGACUCGCGACAAAACAACGAAAAAGGGCGAAACAAGCGGCAUCAUCUCCCGCACAAACCGUUCUUACUGCCCACAAGGAAGUUACCCAGACCGAGAAUGAUGAGUCUACCACCGCUGAUGAUCUUCCUGGAGCUGGUGUAGGUGGAGUGGGAAUGUGGUUUAGCGAUGAGCUGACGCUGUCUUACUGGGUUUGGAGAGGGCGCCGGGCGCUCGACAAUUUGGGAAUUGAAGCAGAUCAUGGCGUAACCGGGUAA
Messenger RNA from Suillus subaureus, 1839 nucleotides. RefSeq lists its product as uncharacterized. The coding region runs from base 1 to 1839 and encodes 612 amino acids. Gene Ontology annotation, molecular function: phosphoprotein phosphatase activity. NCBI's taxonomy places the organism in Eukaryota, Fungi, Basidiomycota, Agaricomycetes, Boletales, Suillaceae. The record is from RefSeq and is a predicted model, not a curated record. The transcript has 2 exons.